AUGGAUCCCGCCAAAAUCCCGAUGGACCAAAUAUCAACCGACCUCGAUCAAAAUACUUCGGCCGGGGAGUCGAUCAAAUCGAAAGAAGAAGUAUUAUCGGGUAAUGAAUCUGAAAUCAUUGCCGAAGUACUUCCUCAGGUUCAUUCGAAUCCCCAUGCUGAUAUUCCAAAUGGAGGAACCGUUGCAUGGCUCCAAGUUCUUGGGAGCUUCUUUCUGUUCUUUAAUUCUUGGGGCAUAGUAAAUAUGUUUGGUGCAUUUCAAACAUUCUAUGAGGGUGAUUUAUUAUCUCAUGAGUCUCCGUCCAGUAUUUCAUGGAUUGGUUCUAUUCAAGCCUUUUUGCUCUUACUUGUGGGAGUUAUCACUGGUCCUCUUUUUGAUGCCGGCCUCUUCCGCCCUCUCUUAGCCACUGGGACAUUUUUGGUUGUCUUCGGUAUGAUGAUGACCUCGAUUUCCAAAACAUACUGGGAAGUCAUACUUUCUCAAGCAGUCUGCAUGGGAAUUGGUUUGGGAUGCCUUUUUGUUCCUAGUGUCGCCAUUGUUUCUACUUAUUUUUCGACACGGAAAGCUUUCGCAACAGGGAUUGCUGCUAGUGGAAGUUCACUUGGUGGUGUAAUUUACCCAAUUAUUUUUCAUAAUCUCCAACCCAAAAUCGGAUUUGGCUGGACAACAAGAGCCCUAGGAUUUAUCUUCCUCGCCACUCUCUCAAUCUCCAUGAGUAUCAUGAAGAUGCGUGUAAAGCCCGCACAGAAGCGAAAGCUAAUGGAUUUGGCCGCAUUCAAAGAACCACCAUAUCUACUGUUUACCAUCGGUCUCUUUUUCGGAUUCAUGGGUCUCAAUAUUCCCUUCUACUACAUUUCAUCCUACGCCACGGAUGAAAAAAUCAUGUCUUCGAACUCGGCAUUCUAUAUGUUAAGUACCAUAAAUGCAGCAUCCAUCUUCGGACGCAUUAUCCCCAAUUACUUUGCCGAUAAACUCGGGCCCCUCAACAUCAUUAUACCUGGAACAUUUAUCGCGAGUAUCGUAGCUUUUGGUUGGAUUGGAGUUCACUCUGUUGGCGGGCUCGUGGUGUUCGCUAUCCUUUAUGGGUUUUCAACAGGAUGCUUCGUAUCAAUUCCACCCACUGUCAUCGUAUCGUUGAGUCCACACUUAGGAGUAGUAGGCACAAGAAUGGGCAUGACUUUUGCGGUUGCUGGGUUAGGUCUCUUGAUUGGUACACCGGUUGCCGGUCAGAUACUUUCGAAUUCGGGAUAUGUUUCUACCAUAGCAUUUUGUGGAGCGCUGCUUCUUGUAACGGUGGCUUGUUUCGCUGCAGCUAGAAUGUAUAAAACUGGGAUGUAUAUCAAGAAGUUUGCUUGA
Molecule: messenger RNA, 1356 nt
Organism: Sclerotinia borealis F-4128
Lineage: Eukaryota; Fungi; Ascomycota; Leotiomycetes; Helotiales; Sclerotiniaceae
Source: the annotation of a GenBank genome assembly